CAGCCGCCCGCGGCUCCUUGGCGGUGCCCGGGGUGUUGGUGAUUUCAGCCUCAUUUAGGGGAUUAGUUCCCAGGAAGUAGGGGCACGAGGGGCUUGCUGGAUUUGCUCUGUUUUCACCCUGCGAAGUACAGCUUUAACCUAAUAUAGUUUUUGCCUCUUUCCCAUUCCUCCACUCCUGUAGGAGAGGACGAAUUGAGAGUUACAUUAGCACUCACCUACUCCCCCUUUUCUCUUUUCCACCCCCAGAAAUCUCCCUUGGCCCCUGAGACAUUAGCUAGACGUUGCCCGUGUAGUAGUAGGAGGACGUUGUCCUCAUCACCCCCUGCUUGCUUUGGGCGCUGCAGCAGUGCCUUUCCAUCCUUUGGAUUGCAGAGCAGGGAGGUGUCCAGAAGACUUCAGUGCCACCCGCUUUGGGUAGUAGGGGAUCUGGGGAAAGGGGAACAGACCAGGACACGCGACCUUGCGGAGGGAGCCGGAAUYGAGGCAGCACUGACUUGGCACCCUAAAAGAGGCAUCCGCCUGUGGCAUCUUUUUGUUUUGCAGCCCUUCACCAAAUUUCUGAAGUUCCACUGAAAGGAAACGUUGAAGAUUGCAAGACAAGUCCAAGAUGUGCAGUUCAGUUGCUCCCAGGCUGUGGUUCUUAACAGACCGUCGCAUCAGAGAAGAUUACCCUCAGCAGGAGAUCCUGAGAGCACUGAAAGCCAAAUGCUGUGAAGAGGAACUGGAUUUUCGGGCCUUGCUGAUGGAUGAAGUGGUGCUGACCAUUGAGGAUGGAAAUCUUGGUCUCCGGGUGAAUGGGGAGCUUGUUACUGCUUACCCACAGGUGGUGGUUGUGCGUGUGCCAACGCCCUGGGUCCAGAGUGACAGCGACAUCACAGUCCUUCGCCACCUAGAGAAGAUGGGCUGCCGGCUGAUGAAUCGCCCCCAAGCCAUCCUCAACUGUGUCAACAAGUUCUGGACUUUCCAAGAGCUUGCUGGUCAUGGCGUGCCUCUUCCAGACACAUUCUCAUAUGGUGGUCAUGAGAAUUUUGCCAAAAUGAUUGAUGAGGCGGAAGUGCUGGAGUUUCCUAUGGUGGUGAAGAACACACGGGGUCACCGAGGCAAAGCUGUGUUCCUGGCCCGAGAUAAGCACCAUUUGGCAGACCUGAGCCACUUGAUCCGCCACGAUGCCCCUUAUUUAUUUCAAAAAUACGUUAAGGAGUCCCACGGCAAGGAUGUUCGUGUGAUCGUGGUCGGAGGCCGCGUGGUGGGCACCAUGCUCCGCUGCUCGACAGAUGGGAGGAUGCAAAGUAACUGCUCGCUUGGUGGUGUAGGUAUGAUGUGCUCCCUGAGCGAGCAAGGCAAACAGUUGGCAGUGCAGGUGUCAAACAUCUUGGGGAUGGACGUGUGCGGCAUCGACCUGCUGAUGAAGGACGACGGUUCGUUCUACGUCUGCGAGGCCAAUGCGAACGUAGGUUUCAUUGCCUUUGACAAGGCUUGUAAUUUAGAUGUAGCUGGUAUCAUAGCGGACUAUGCCGCUUCCCUGCUGGCCCCCGGCCGCUUGACGCGGCGCAUGUCCCUGCUCUCCGUGGUGUCCACGGCGAGCGAGACUAGCGAGCCAGAGCUGGGCCCUCCGGCUAGUGCCGCUGUCGACAAUAUGAGUGCUAGCUCCAGCUCUGUCGACAGCGACCCUGAGACCACGGAGAGAGAGUUGCUCACCAAGCUCCCGGGGGCUCUGUUCAACAUGAACCAGCUAUUAGCCAAUGAGAUCAAACUGCUCGUGGAGUGAUGCCACAUGUAAAUAGGCGACCGACAAAACUCCCUCUUGUAAAUCUUUUUUUUAUUUUUAUUUUUAUUUUUAUUUUUAAUAUUUUUUUUUUAAUUUUUACUUUUUUAACCAACUUGCAAUGCUGUUUAUCAGUGAAGCUCAGAGAAAUGGAGGGGGGGGGGGCUUUCAAUCAAGGGAGCAAGAUUAAAAGGCAUGUAUUCUGUGACUGCCCCUACUUUAUUGUUUUGUAUAAAAUUGUUCUAAUUCUUCAGCAUCAGUAUUUUUUUUUAUUGGAGAUGCUCUGUUCAUAACCUGAAUGGGAAUUUUAUUUUGAAGCUGCUUUGGCCCCCAAAUACAGUGCAGUGCAUGUGCAUUCACAGGAAAGCAUUGAGGUAUGAUUCCCACAAGAUUUUUAGAAAGCUCUGUGGCAGCUGUCUAGAAAAUUCUGUGAAUUAAGGCACUAUUUAAGCCUCUCUAUCUCUUCAAGGCUUGAUCCUGUAAGUUGUUGAGUGCCUCCUAAUUUCAGAAAGAGUUCAAAGUGCUCAAUACCAGUUGUUUUGAGGUUCUGGACCCCUAGUCUCACUGUAGUAAGUGGGAGAUGCAAGUUCAGCAUCAUUCAAAAGACAACUUCUGGAGUCAUCCCUUUUUUGGCUUUCUGGGAUAUGGCCCCACAAAUCGUGAGGCAGAGAGAAGUGGCAGCUCUGCAGUACUUCGGCUUUCAGUACAAUUUGUAACUUCUGCAAUCUUGGUAUCAGUUGGAAGCUUUGUGUCCGUAUUUUGUUGAUAAGGCUUUUGAUGGAGGAAUUUUAAUAUUUGUGUUUUUCUCAUUUCAAAUCCUGACUUUGGAAGUUAUGUAGGGGAAUUGGUCAUAUUCCGUUUGUGAUGGAAGUGGCACAUUUUGACUUUUUUU
This is a messenger RNA of Nothoprocta perdicaria, 2657 nucleotides long. It is a transcript of the gene RIMKLB, whose product is annotated as ribosomal modification protein rimK like family member B. Gene Ontology annotation, biological process: protein modification process. Lineage: Eukaryota; Metazoa; Chordata; Aves; Tinamiformes; Tinamidae. Gene Ontology annotation, molecular function: ATP binding; metal ion binding; ligase activity, forming carbon-nitrogen bonds. The transcript has 7 exons. Gene Ontology annotation, cellular component: cytoplasm. Bases 608 to 1768 code for a protein of 386 amino acids. The record is from RefSeq and is a predicted model, not a curated record.